AUGGACCAUUAUGAUUCCCAGCAAACCAACGACUACAUGCAGCCCGAAGAGGACUGGGAUCGAGACCUGCUGCUGGACCCGGCCUGGGAAAAGCAGCAGAGAAAGACAUUCACGGCGUGGUGCAACUCGCACCUGCGCAAGGCGGGGACGCAGAUCGAGAACAUAGAGGAGGACUUCCGGGACGGCCUGAAGCUCAUGCUGCUGCUCGAGGUCAUCUCAGGUGAGCGCCUGGCCAAGCCGGAGAGAGGCAAGAUGCGGGUGCACAAGAUCUCCAACGUCAACAAGGCCCUGGACUUCAUUGCCAGCAAGGGGGUCAAGCUGGUGUCCAUCGGAGCGGAAGAAAUCGUGGAUGGGAACGCGAAAAUGACCCUGGGCAUGAUCUGGACCAUCAUCCUCCGCUUUGCCAUCCAGGACAUCUCCGUGGAAGAGACUUCGGCGAAGGAAGGGCUGCUCUUGUGGUGCCAGAGGAAGACAGCCCCUUACAAAAACGUCAACAUCCAGAACUUCCACAUCAGCUGGAAGGAUGGCCUUGGCUUCUGUGCCUUGAUCCACCGACACCGGCCUGAGCUGAUCGACUACGGGAAGCUGCGGAAGGACGACCCCCUCACAAAUCUGAACACGGCCUUCGACGUGGCAGAGAAGUACCUGGACAUCCCCAAGAUGCUGGAUGCCGAAGACAUCGUGGGGACCGCCCGACCGGAUGAGAAGGCCAUUAUGACUUACGUGUCCAGCUUCUACCACGCCUUCUCUGGCGCCCAGAAGGCCGAGACAGCAGCCAAUCGUAUCUGCAAGGUGCUGGCCGUGAACCAGGAGAAUGAACAGCUCAUGGAAGACUACGAGAAGCUGGCCAGUGAUCUGCUGGAGUGGAUCCGCCGCACCAUCCCGUGGCUGGAGAACCGGGCGCCCGAGAACACCAUGCAGGCCAUGCAGCAGAAGCUGGAGGACUUCCGCGACUAUCGGCGCCUGCACAAGCCGCCCAAGGUGCAGGAGAAGUGCCAGCUGGAGAUCAACUUCAACACGCUGCAGACCAAGCUGCGCCUCAGCAACCGGCCCGCCUUCAUGCCCUCCGAGGGCAGGAUGGUCUCGGACAUCAACAACGCCUGGGGCUGCCUGGAGCAGGCAGAGAAGGGCUACGAGGAGUGGCUGCUGAACGAGAUCCGGAGGCUGGAGAGGCUUGACCACCUGGCAGAGAAGUUCCGGCAGAAGGCUUCCAUCCACGAGGCCUGGACGGACGGCAAAGAGGCCAUGCUGCAGCAGAAGGACUACGAGACGGCCACCCUCUCGGAGAUCAAGGCCCUGCUCAAGAAGCACGAGGCCUUCGAGAGCGACCUGGCUGCCCACCAGGACCGCGUGGAGCAGAUCGCCGCCAUCGCCCAGGAGCUCAAUGAGCUGGACUACUACGACUCACCCAGUGUCAACGCCCGGUGCCAAAAGAUCUGUGACCAGUGGGACAAUCUAGGAGCCCUGACUCAGAAGCGCAGGGAAGCCCUGGAGCGGACAGAGAAACUGCUGGAAACCAUCGACCAGCUGUACCUGGAGUACGCCAAGCGGGCGGCACCCUUCAACAACUGGAUGGAGGGGGCCAUGGAGGACCUGCAGGACACCUUCAUCGUGCACACCAUCGAGGAGAUCCAGGGACUGACCACAGCGCAUGAGCAGUUCAAGGCCACCCUCCCAGAUGCCGACAAGGAGCGCCUGGCCAUCCUGGGCAUCCACAACGAGGUGACCAAGAUUGUCCAGACCUACCACGUCAACAUGGCCGGCACCAACCCCUACACAACCAUCACGCCUCAGGAGAUCAAUGGCAAAUGGGACCAUGUGCGGCAGCUGGUGCCUCGGAGGGACCAGGCCCUGACGGAGGAGCAUGCCCGCCAGCAGCACAACGAGAGGCUACGCAAGCAGUUCGGGGCCCAGGCCAACGUCAUCGGGCCCUGGAUCCAGACCAAGAUGGAGGAGAUCGGGAGGAUCUCCAUCGAGAUGCACGGGACCCUGGAGGACCAGCUCAGCCACCUGCGGCAGUACGAGAAGAGCAUCGUCAACUACAAGCCCAAGAUCGACCAGCUGGAGGGCGACUACCAGCUCAUCCAGGAGGCGCUCAUCUUCGACAACAAGCACACCAACUACACCAUGGAGCACAUACGUGUGGGCUGGGAGCAGCUCCUCACCACCAUCGCCAGGACCAUCAACGAGGUGGAGAACCAGAUCCUGACCCGGGACGCCAAGGGCAUCAGCCAGGAGCAGAUGAACGAGUUCCGGGCCUCCUUUAACCACUUUGACCGGGAUCACUCCGGCACGCUGGGUCCCGAGGAGUUCAAAGCCUGCCUCAUCAGCUUGGGUUAUGAUAUUGGCAACGACCCCCAGAAGAAGACAGGCAUGAUGGACACGGAUGAUUUCCGAGCCUGCCUGAUCUCCAUGGGUUACAACAUGGGAGAGGCAGAAUUUGCCCGGAUCAUGAGCAUCGUGGACCCCAACCGCCUGGGCGUAGUGACAUUCCAGGCCUUCAUCGACUUCAUGUCCCGGGAGACGGCCGACACAGACACAGCAGACCAGGUCAUGGCUUCCUUCAAGAUCCUGGCCGGCGACAAGAACUACAUCACCGUGGACGAGCUGCGCCGGGAGCUGCCGCCGGACCAGGCCGAGUACUGCAUCGCGCGGAUGGCCCCCUACACCGGCCCCGACGCCGUGCCCGGUGCUCUGGACUACAUGUCCUUCUCCACGGCCCUCUACGGCGAGAGUGACCUCUAA
Pipistrellus nathusii (Nathusius's pipistrelle) is the source of this 2745-nucleotide messenger RNA. Lineage: Eukaryota; Metazoa; Chordata; Mammalia; Chiroptera; Vespertilionidae. The record is from the annotation of a GenBank genome assembly.